This is a messenger RNA of Teleopsis dalmanni, 1005 nucleotides long. RefSeq names its product lachesin-like. Gene Ontology annotation, cellular component: neuron projection. Lineage: Eukaryota; Metazoa; Arthropoda; Insecta; Diptera; Diopsidae. The record is from RefSeq and is a predicted model, not a curated record.
CAUCCCAUUUCCCUAAUUGCAUUCGAAAUAUCCUUUUUCAUAUCCUUAACAAAACCAAUAUUCCAAUUCACAAAUAUGUAUUCAACAAAUGCAAAAAAAAAAUCCGUAUCCUUCGACCCACAACCAACUGGCAAAUGGAAAAUGGCGUCAAAUUGCACUGACAUCUGACCACGUCAACAACAAUGACAAUCCAACACACAAUCGUCCUUUUGCGGCCGAACUCCGAACUAACCACGAAUAAACCUAACUGUAAAAAAAAUCGAUUUCCAAACGUAUUUUGUGGUGCAAUGAUGCAAAAAAAAACUCAUCCAAAACACAUACGGACAUGUCUCUCUAUGCACGCCGUUCUAUUAAACUAACGAAAAUGAAAAAAAUGCCGGAAAUUGCUGAAUAAACGUUGAUGACUCUAAUCUCUCCGUCAACAACGUACUGACAACCACGAAAAAAAACUAAUGAAAAAACAUAAAAAAAAUUAACCGACUAAAAAAUCGAAAUUGACGAUAACAAUGUCGGCGCUUAAAUGAAAUGAUCUGCGUUUGUAACUUUUGUUUGUUACUGUGCCGCGUACAUAAAACGCAUCAAAAUGCAAUUUGAAUACAAAUGUUCCGUCUGCUGUGGCCCUGCUCCUCUGCGAAUACUUCAACUGGGACUUUCGAACCAACAACGACGUUCAACUAACAUCUGACGCAUGCACUUCCGGCGCUUUGGAACGCAACUUUAUGUUCCUAUGUUAUGUGCCUAUGACGUUGAAAAACCAAUUGCACUGUACGAAACGAUACGGAACGGAACGGAACUGCACAUAACUCAACGGAAAUGCAGGUUGCUUGGAUUAAGGCCGACGCCAAAGCCAUCCUAGCGAUACAUGAGCAUGUGAUAACGAACAAUGAUCGAUUAUCGGUGCAGCAUAAUGACUUCAAUACGUGGACACUGUACAUCCGAAAUGUCAAAAUGGAAGAUUCCGGCAAAUACAUGUGCCAAGUUAAUACGGAUCCGAUGAAAAUGCAA